ACAGCUAUAACGUCUCUAAAUUUUCCAAUAACUUGGAUUAUAGCAAUACUGGUUUGAACUAUACAAACUUGCAGGAUGACAACUAUAAUAGCCAACAACUUAAUAAUGAUAAUAGUGAAUCAUGGUCUAAUCAUUAUAACCACAUUUGCAGUAAUAAUCAACGGUCCAAACAGAAUACAGAUUUGGAACUUGGUCAAGAAUUUGACGAUUUGACUUAUGACAGUAAUGAUCAGCAGUCUGAACAGAAUACAGAUUCGGAGCUUGGCCAAGAAUUUGACGAUUGGACUUAUGAUAAUUCAGAAGAUACGUCAAUGUAUAGUGAAAAUAGAUUUAAUACCGAUAUUGAUUGUA
Racocetra fulgida is the source of this 351-nucleotide messenger RNA. The record is from the annotation of a GenBank genome assembly. Lineage: Eukaryota; Fungi; Glomeromycota; Glomeromycetes; Diversisporales; Gigasporaceae.